AUGGGAGGCUGCUUUAGCGCUGAGCAAAAGGCCAACAAGAAACUCGUACAAUACGAGAAGACUGCUGUUAACCGGGAAAGAGAGAUCAAAAAAUUGCGAAUGGAGAAGCGGAAGCUAAAAAGUCUGCUCAUGUGCCACUGCAAGAAUAACCAUGAGAACACUUUCGUCCGCCUCGACUCUUGUGGCCACAAAAUCUGCCGAAAAUGCAAACGAUUGCCAGACAUGGGCGAAUGCCCAUUCUGCAUCGUGAGUGAGAAUGGACCACGGCUGAAAUUCGACCGCGAAGUCAGCAUCUCAUGCUUUGCGUUUCCAAAAAGAGCGAUAAACCAUCCCGUCCCAGCGGCAACGAGAAAUCAACCAAACGCCCCAUCCCUGAAACAAGCUGCUCCUCGACCGCCAAUACCUAGCAGAGCAACAAGGAUCCAAGAGGAAAAGCCCGUCCCAAGUGCACCAGAACAAGUUCCGAUGGCCAAAGACCGUUGCUGGGGACCUCCUCCAUCGAAACCGAACCGGAUAGUUCGGGAAUUCCCGCUCUCACAAAACGACCCAGCCACUCCAAUGCCAACAAUUCCCUCGAUCGAAGAGGAGGAAAAUAUGUAA
Molecule: messenger RNA, 600 nt
Organism: Oikopleura dioica
Lineage: Eukaryota; Metazoa; Chordata; Appendicularia; Copelata; Oikopleuridae
Source: the annotation of a GenBank genome assembly